Molecule: messenger RNA, 2972 nt
Organism: Meriones unguiculatus (Mongolian gerbil)
Lineage: Eukaryota; Metazoa; Chordata; Mammalia; Rodentia; Muridae
Gene: Ankrd23
Product: ankyrin repeat domain 23
Exons: 9
Coding region: 712-1632 (306 amino acids)
Biological process (GO): positive regulation of transcription by RNA polymerase II
Cellular component (GO): nucleus
Molecular function (GO): transcription cis-regulatory region binding; protein binding
Source: RefSeq, a predicted model, not a curated record
CAAGACCUGGAGCAGGUGUUGGUUCCCUUGUCCUGUUGAAGGGCAUGCUUCAUGCCCAGAGAGUAUCUGGAGUGGACCUGGAAGGCUUCUUCGGCCCUGUGAGGGCUGAUGACAGACAGGCUGGGGCAGAACACCAUGUUGGCUGUCAGCCUGCUGAGGGACAGAUCUGGGAGGGAAGGGCAGCCCAGAGACUAGCCAGUUGGGAAAGUUCACGAAGCCUGGUUUCAUCAUGCAGCCCAGGAGAAUUCCCGUGGCAUUAGGUCACCGUCUUCUGCUGGCCCUCCCGAGAUUCCCUGUGCUGGGGUGACCGUGCUGGGUCUUCACAGAACCUCAGGCAGCCAGCUCUGCCCCGUGAGCCUGGGCUCCACCAGUGGGCUCUACCCUGAGAGGCGUAAGAAAUGUUUCCCUUGGGUCUGGCCCAGGCACCCCAGCCCACGUGGUGGUCAAAUGACUCCCUGGUAGAUGUGGGGUGUGGCAGGUGGAGGGCAGUGGGUGUCUGAGGAGGUUGCCGACUCAGCUCCAAACAGCUCCUUUUCCUGCCCUCAGUGGGACACAUUCCCAGACCUGUAUUUUGGUUAGUGUGACAGGGCCCCAGAGUCAUCUGGCCUGGGCACAAGUUCUGUCCUUCCCCACCCCCAAGAGAGAGCUCUCCCAUAAAAGGGCUGAGCGCUCUGCUUGCUUCGCUGGGCGUGCAGAGAGUGAGGGGGGACCAUGGACUUCAUCAGCAUUCAGCAGUUGGUAAGUGGAGAAAGAGUUGACAGGAAAGCGUUGGAGUUUGGACAUGGAGUUCCUGAUCCUGGAGGCUGGCCUAGUGGCUGGAGGCUGGGACCCCAAGAGGCCGUGGCCCGGGAGAAACUGAAGUUGGAGGAAGAGAAGAAGAAGAAAAUGGAAAGAUUUAACAGCUCCAGACUGACUCUGGACAAUCUGACGGACUUGGAAAACUUGGUACAAAGACGAAGAGAAAAACGACUGAGACACAAAGUCCCCCCCAGGGAGCCUGAGCCCGUGAUUGAGCGGCAGCCCCAGGUCCCACUGGAGCCUGUGGACCUGGAAACGUUCCUGAAGGCAGCAGCUGAGAACCAGGAGGCCCUGAUCGACAAAUUCCUGACAGAUGGAGGGGACCCCAAUGCCCACGACAAGCUCCACCGCACAGCCUUGCACUGGGCCUGUCUGAAGGGCCACGGACAGCUGGUGAACAAGCUGCUGGCGGCAGGGGCCGCUGUGGAAGCACGGGACUUGCUGGGCAGGACGCCUGUGUUCUGGGCCUGCCGGGGAGGACACCUGGACAUCCUCAAACAGCUGCUUAACCAGGGAGCGCAGGUCAAUGCACAGGACAAGAUCUGGAGCACCCCUCUGCACGUGGCAGUGCGCAUGGGCCACUCUGACUGCCUGGAGCACCUCAUUGAGUGUGGCGCCCACAUCAAUGCACAAGAUAAGGAAGGGGACACGGCACUCCACGAGGCUGUGCGCUAUGGGCACCACAAAGCGACGAAGCUGCUGCUGCUCUAUGGAGCCAAGCUGGGCAUGAAGAAUGUGGCCUCCCUGACACCAGUGCAGCUGGCACGAGACUGGCAGCGGGGUAUCCGGGAAGCACUGCAGGCCCACGUGGGGCACCCCCGCACCCGCUGCUGAUGGGGACCUGUAAAUUGCUCCUAGCCGCCAUUCCACGCCCACCUCCACCCCUAAGUGGUUCUCUGCCCCAGCCCCAAUUUCUCUCUGGCUCUGCCUCCCUGGGCCUAAGGCAGCAGGUAGAGCGGGCCUCCUGGGUUUCGGUGAGGAAGACUGUUCCCUGCCAGGGCUGGAGCAGAGGACCUCAGGGCAGCAGGAAACAAAGUGGGUCCAGAUGAGGGCUGAGGCCAGGGCAGGAAGAGGCCAGGGCAGGAAGCGAGCAGCCCAGCACUCCCCUAGGCAGGGUCAGGGCCUCUGGCUACCCAUCCCUAGACCAGGAGACCGGCCUUGGCCUGCUCUGGAAGUAGAGUCAGCUGUGGCCAGCAGCUGCAUCCAGGGCGUGAGACAGGAAACAAUAGGCUACCUACGUGCCAGGCACUGGUGCCGUGCCCUGCUGCCCUCUGAGCAGCGUUUCUCCGGGGACUUCAUUCCUAUCAGUAGCAACCCUGAUAGUGUCUGGAGGACUUCUAGCCAUCUCUAGUCUCCAGAGCUCUGAAGGGGGGGGGUUUCUGGCAGGCUGAGGGGCAUGCCAACAGGACUUAGGCACCACAGAAGUCAGUACCUACCAGGUUGCCCCAGAAGCUGGAGACUGAGAGCUGGAACUCUGGGGAAGCGCCACCCAAGGGCUUCAGGCAUCCUCGCUCACCACUCUAAGUGGGGGUAGAGUGCCAGGUGCUAGGGAUUGCUCGUGGCCCACCCAACUCUUGGGGCGGUGGCCCGCAACCCCAGCUUGCUUACCCUGGUACUGAAGAUGCCCUGCGCACUGAAGAGCUCUGCACCUUGCCAUGGAUGGUGACUGUAGUAGCUGUACCUCCCCAGUCCCCCGUGCCAAGUGCUGGUGUAACGAGGCCUUCACAGGGCUCCCACGUGGCUCCUUUCCCUUCAGCUGUUUCCAGCUUCACUCGUGUAGACCUGUACUACUGGCAGGGCUGGCUCCUUAGAUGCCAGAAAGUCGAGGCCACGGGCUGAGCGAAGGGCUAAAGGCUGGAGGCCUCACCUCCCAUGCAGAGCCCUGAGCCGACGGCCAUCUUGCAGCAGUUAUUUUCAGUCUACUCUUGGCAGCCUCUCCGGCCCUGGUUAGGAAGAACCUGACUCGUGCUCCCUCCUAGGGGCACAUACCUUUCCAUAGGCAGGCUGUGUCCUGUCGUGCCAGCUCGUGGGCACGACGCUGGCAAGUGGGCAACACAGACAUUCAAGACUACUCACUACGACGACGACGACUCAGAAAUGAGGACAUUUAAUUGACACACAAAGCCACCUUUUUCUACCGAUUACUGUUUUCUCAUUAAACUGAUUAUCCAUCA